Didymosphaeria variabile is the source of this 1140-nucleotide messenger RNA. RefSeq lists its product as uncharacterized. The transcript has 4 exons. The coding region runs from base 1 to 1140 and encodes 379 amino acids. Gene Ontology annotation, cellular component: fungal-type vacuole membrane. Gene Ontology annotation, biological process: transmembrane transport. Lineage: Eukaryota; Fungi; Ascomycota; Dothideomycetes; Pleosporales; Didymosphaeriaceae. Gene Ontology annotation, molecular function: transmembrane transporter activity. The record is from RefSeq and is a predicted model, not a curated record.
AUGGAACUCGUCGCAAGUCGGGAUCAGCCACCGGGGCCACCACCAGGAGCACCGCAUUCGCAGAAGAAAGAUGCGGUUCAGGAGGAGCCACCAACGGAGCCGUACCCAGAAGGCGGACUAACUGCAUGGCUUGUGGUUUUGGGUUCGUUUUGCGGGGUCAUUGGAGCCUUUGGCAUGAUGAACACGAUUGGGAUAUUCCAAGCAUAUGUUGCCGAAAACCAGCUCAAGGACUAUAGCGAAAGCACAAUCGGUUGGAUCUUCGGCAUGUACGUCUUUUUGUCCUUCUUCUGCGGCAUCCAGAUAGGGCCUAUCUUCGACGCUCACGGCCCACGCCUUCUUGUCCUCGCUGGCAGCGUCUGCCUGUGCCUCAGCAUGUUCCUUCUCGGCAUCUGCACUGCGUACUGGCACUUCAUGCUCGUAUUUGGUGUGCUAGGCGGCAUUGGCACAUCCCUCAUCUUCACCCCAGCUCUCGCUGCCGUCAGCCACUUUUUCCUGGAAAAGCGAGGUUAUGCGACGGGUAUAGCAGCGAUGGGUGGGAGUAUGGGAGGAGUUAUUUUCCCACUGAGUUUGCAGAAGCUGUUUCCGCAGGUAGGGUUUGCAUGGGCAACGAGGGUCAUGGGGUUUAUCAUUCUAGCUUGCUGUUGUGUGUCGGUGGCCCUUGUUCGUUCAAGAUUGCCGCCCAAGCCUGGUCAGUCGGUCAUGCCUGAUCUGCGUAUCUUCCGGAACAUACCGUUCCUACUGGUCACUAUAGGAGUGUACUUCAUGGAAUGGGCACUUUUCAUCCCCAUAACCUACAUAACCUCCUUCGCCCUCUCUACCGGCUCCCUCACCCCCGCCCUCUCCUACCAACUCAUCGCCAUCCUCAACGCAGGCUCCUGCCUCGGCCGCUGGGGCUCCGGCAUCAUGGCCGAUAAGCUCGGCCGCUUCAACAGCAUGGUCGCCAUGUUGGCCCUGUGCACCGCCACCACCGUAACUCUCUGGCUGCCCGCCUCCAUCCUCGAUCCCAGUUCCCCAUCAGACAACACCACUAUCAAAGCGCUGUCCAUCGUCUAUGCGCUAAUCUUCGGAUUUGCUAGCGGGAGUAAUAUUAGUCUCACACCGGUUCAGCUUGAUGUGCUUUAUUUGGGCGAGGGCGUGUAG